UUUAAAAUGUAUACUUAAUGUUAGAUGUUAAAGGAAUGCUAGACCACUUUGGAGUGUAUGUUUCUUGGUAUUAGCUUUAGAAAAUGACGCUGAGAUAAAAGUUCAGUAGUAUCAGCGUCUUGAUACUUUGUUUUUUUUUUUAGUUUAUUUUUAUAGAAAGUGACGUUUAGUGUCAGUGCAGCAGUUCUAAAUCUACUGCCAUAGUCACUAGUGACUGAGCUAGGUUCCGUUACUUAUAAAAAAAAAAACACUAAAUUUUAUGGUUGAAAUCAGGGACCAUCAUGUCUGGGCUUGCUAAAGAAAAAGCUAUCUUGUGCAGAAAAAAAAAGCAUAAAAUUCUUGCUUCCUUGCCCUCUCUUUCAAAACAUCUGUUGGAUGGUCUUCUAAAACAGCUUCAAACAUCAGAAACCAGAAAAUAUCUUUAUCUUACAAUAGAUGGAGACUCGAUAGGCCAGCUGCUAAAAACCUUUGUAAAUACUGAGUGUGAAGGAUACCAAAGUUUUCAAUGCUGAUUCUGCAAAGAAUGGUAGGAAAUAAGAAAAAAAUGCUGAUAAAAAAUUUUCACUGUCAGCAUUCCUUGUAAGAAACAACAACUUUUAAUUAAAACAAUUUUUACUUUAAUAGAACUGGAGGUGACUGAUCCAGCCAAACAAAACAAUGCACAUCUAAAGUCACUUCUUGCAAAAAUUCCCGUUCCUUUUAAAUGAAUUUUCUGUUGAUGCUGUUAUAGAAUGUGGAAUAUAGUUCGUCCAUCGUGGUUCGAUGAUGACCACUUUUGUCAUUCAGGGGGCUGAGGGCUUUGCACUGGGGUUUUGUGCCUCCUCAUGUGGCUGGUGAGACCUAUCUAAGCCCGGAAUGUUCGGCUGCAUAAAGGGCAGGUUAUUCCAGCUGGAGCUAGUGUCAUUGGCCUUGCUUUUCUUCUCUUGCGCUUUUCUUUUGCCAGCGCUGUUCUCUUUUCCUCAACAACCUGUGCGCCAGUUUUCACAGCUCGAUGUCAUGAUGCUCUGCCAUGUGCCUCUGUCUCCCAGGUGGCUGGGUCUAAGCUGAAGGCCUUCAGAGAAGCUUUGAGUGUGUCCCUGAAGAGUUUCUUUGUCCGCCUUCAGGAAUCGUUUUGGGAUACCGCGGUUUUCCAGUCUGCAGACGUGUCCUGCCCAUCGCAUGUGGACUGCAUCAGGAUUGUGUGGAUGCUUUGCAGACCCGCUCUUCGAAGGACUUCAGUAUUUUUUUUUUCCAUUUGACAUUCAGUAUUUUUCUUAGACAUGUCAUGUGAACGUGGUUCAGUUUCUUUGCAUGUUUUCUGUACACUGUCCACGUUUCUGAGGCAUAGAGCAAUGUAGGGAGGAUGACAGCUCGAUAGAUCACUAGCUUUGUAUUUGUGGGGAUACCUCGUCUGUUCCAGACAUUUUUAGACAGUCUGCCAUGGGAUGCACUGGCCUUGACAUACGCAGGUCGAUUUCAUCAUUAUCGAUCUUUCCGUUUCUGGAGAGUGUGCUGCUAAGAUAUGUGAAUCUGUCCACUGCAUUUAUAUCAUGUCCAUUUAUCUUGAUGCUUGUUAGUUAGUACUACUGACAAAGAAUGGUAACAUUCUGACAUAUUCCUGAAACAUAUAUGACAAAGACUAAAUGUGCGAAUAUUUUGAAGAUAAAAUGUACAGAAUGCCUUAUAACAUUAUGCUGUGUUAGUUUUAUGGAUUGCUGCAUUUCGUGUAUGUUAAGUGCUGGAGUGAUUUUAUGAAUUUCAGUCUUUCGUGAGUAUAUUUCUUUAUAUUUAGAAAGAUACAUAUUUGACCCUUAAAAUACACAUUUCCAUGUCUGGGAAAACACAUUCUAUUUUGAGAUAUGGGUAUCUCUGUGUAAAUAUGAUAUUAGUCAAGUAGCUCUUUACGCUUCAACCAAAAAAGCAAUGUUGUUGUACGAUGUCUGACCUAUUCUUGAUGACUAUUUAUUGUUACACAACCGUUGUCAUUUGGUUUAUUAGCCACUUUUAAAUAAAUAAAUAAUUUGGUAUUUGUAGAUAUCGUUUUAGAGUAUUUCAAUAGAAAUUGUUUCAUUGCAAAGAAUUAGACAAUAUUGCUUUUUGUAAAUAAAAUAUUCAUUACCUCUAGGGCUAAUGCUUAGUUUGUUUAAAUCCUGAAGAAAUAUAUUUGCCUAUAUAGAUCACAUGUAAAAUUCUUUUGUUUGUUGGGCUUGUUGAAGCUUGCCUUGUUACCACUUCUCUAGACAUAAUGCAGCCUACAAUUAUGUCUUCUAAAUAAUUAACACUUAUGUCUAUGCUAAUAAAUCCGUUUAAUCACUUUGACAUAACAUGGUUGGUUGCCACCAGUUUUCCUUGUGCGUGUAGCAUGUUGUCCAUAAAAGAUGACUUAAGGGAUUCGUUCACCCUCCACAACACCAAUAUCACGAAGCCAAAACAGGCGGCGUUGUUGUCUGGGCAAGAUGAAUUCGCUGGAUGGAGGGAGGUGGGGUAGCUGUCUUGCUAUGUCAUUUUCAUGCGGGAAAACGCAAGUGGAAUUAAUUGAAUUGAAAGUGUUGCUUCGUGUUCCGUAUCACGUUCCAGUGGGAUACACAAGACAAAUACUCAAGACACAUACUCAAAGACACAAACAUUGGAGGUCUCUAGCUUUUUCCAAACACGCGAGAUGAAUCGAGCGCAAGUCGAGACAGUCUAACAUACGUGAGCGCAGAGAUAGGUCAUAUGUCAUCUUGGAUUACGAAGCCCAUGUAACAUAAUUCAGACUUCAAACACACUAACAGAUACAUUGGCUUAAGUCAUUCGAAGCAUUUUUAACAAUGAUCGACCGCUAUAAGUAAUAACUAAUAUGGUGCCAUUUUUAGUCACUUGAGUAUCCACCAUAUAACCUACAUUGACUAUCACAUUUGGGUAAAAUUAGUUUUCACACCCUUCCAGCAAAACAAAAUUAAUUGUUGAAAUACUAUUAUACAUGAAUCAAAUUAACCAUUAUAUGUUUUUUAAAAACUCGUUUGCAAGAUAUGUGAUUUCAUAGUCAGUCGAGCUUUAGAUAUAGGUCCGUGGAUUGCACAUUAUAUCAUUCACCUCUCUAGUUUCACGUACAAAUCAAUUCUAUACAUUAAUUCUCAAAUCCCAAAUGCACUGUUUUUUUUUUUAUAUAUGACGUCAGUGAUUUUUAAAAAUAAGAAUACAAAAUGAAACAAAACUAACACAUCGCAGAAGAGUUCCACUACGCUUGGAUGGGGGUUUUAAGAAACAUACAGAUUUUACAGAUUUUAAAUGUAGUGUAAAGUUUAGGAAAAGGGCCUAUUUCUAUUUUGGAUUGAAUGUCUAAUUAAGCAUCUAAUAGUACAUUCUUCUCUAGUUUGAACUAGGCCCUAAUUAAACAACUAGAAGGUAGUGUAGCUAUUUACGAUCUAGAUUUAGCUUUAUACGACAAUAGUCUUUUAGAACCAACAAUGAGGGAAGUGAUAAAUAUUCAUAUUGGGCAGUGCGGUGUUCAAAUCGGCAACGCAUGCUGGGAACUCUUCUGCUUAGAACACGGGAUUCAGCCAGACGGCAUUCUUCCAUCCGAUAAAACCAUUGGAGGAGGAGACGACUCUUUCAACACUUUUUUCUCAGAGACUGGAGCCGGAAAGCACGUGCCCCGAGGACUAUUCUUGGAUCUGGAACCUACGGUCAUCGAUGAGGUUCGAACUGGUACCUACAGGCAGCUUUUUCACCCGGAACAGUUAAUUUCAGGUAAAGAAGAUGCAGCUAACAAUUAUGCUCGUGGACAUUAUACCAUUGGAAAGGAAGUUGUGGACUUAGUGUUGGAUAGAAUCCGGAAGCUCGCUGACCAGUGCACAGGACUCCAAGGAUUCGUAGUCUAUCACAGCUUUGGUGGUGGAACCGGGUCCGGCUUCACAGCUCUUCUGAUGGAAAGGUUGUCUGUUGACUAUGGCAAGACGACUAAACUAGAGUUUAGUGUGUACCCUUCUCCUCAGAUCUCCACCGCGGUGGUAGAGCCCUAUAACUCGCUGUUGGUUACUCACACCACUCUGGAGCAUUCGGAAUGUGCGUUUCUAAUGGACAAUGAAGCCCUGUACGACAUCUGCCGUAGGAAUCUGGACAUUGAACGACCAACGUAUACAAACUUGAACCGAUUGUUGGGACAAGCUGUGUCCUCGCUUACCGCCUCCUUACGUUUCGACGGGGCCAUCAACGUCGACUUGAUCGAGUUCCAGACCAAUUUAGUGCCCUACCCGCGCAUCCACUUCCCCCUGAUGGUCAUGGCCCCUAUUGUCUCUGCAGAAAAGGCUUACCACGAGACCAUCACCUUGGCAGAAAUCACCAACGCUUGCUUCGAACCCGCUAACCAGAUGGUCAAGUGCGACCCCCGUCAUGGCAAGUACAUGUCCUGCUGUUUGCUGUACAGAGGUGACGUGGUACCCAAAGAUGUUAACGCCGCAAUUAAGACGAAAAGAACUAUACAGUUUGUGGACUGGUGCCCUACAGGAUUUAAAGUCGGCAUAAACUAUCAGCCACCCACUGUGGUACCGGGAGGUGACUUGGCCAAAGUCCAGAGGGCAGUUUGUAUGUUGGCCAACACAACGGCUGUUGCAGAGGCAUGGGCAAGGCUAGAUCAUAAGUUUGAUCUGAUGUAUGCUAAAAGGGCCUUCGUCCACUGGUAUGUUGGAGAAGGAAUGGAAGAAGGAGAGUUCUCCGAGGCGAGAGAAGACCUAGCGGCACUGGAGAAAGAUUACGAAGAAGUCUCGUUAGAUUCUGUCAUGACUGAAGAGGACGAGGGUAUCGGCGAUCAAGAAUGAUGACCAGUACUGAAGACCAAACAUUCUCUCUCUCAUGUAGCUAUACAAGGACGAUUAGUCUAGUAUAUUUUCAAUAUACACACACCCACACUCCAUUUACCUUACUGCCCGGACAAAAAUCAUCCGUCAAAUGUAUUGAAAUAGUAAAAGUGAUAGAAAUAAAAACAUUUAGAAACAUG
Messenger RNA from Biomphalaria glabrata, 4957 nucleotides. Its product is annotated as tubulin alpha-1D chain-like. Gene Ontology annotation, cellular component: cytoplasm; microtubule. The record is from RefSeq and is a predicted model, not a curated record. The transcript has 3 exons. Gene Ontology annotation, molecular function: structural constituent of cytoskeleton; GTP binding. Lineage: Eukaryota; Metazoa; Mollusca; Gastropoda; Planorbidae. Gene Ontology annotation, biological process: mitotic cell cycle; microtubule cytoskeleton organization. Bases 3429 to 4778 code for a protein of 449 amino acids.